Messenger RNA from Seriola dumerili (greater amberjack), 3034 nucleotides. RefSeq names its product thioredoxin domain containing 16 (gene txndc16). Lineage: Eukaryota; Metazoa; Chordata; Actinopteri; Carangiformes; Carangidae. Bases 424 to 2970 code for a protein of 848 amino acids. The record is from RefSeq and is a predicted model, not a curated record. The transcript is spliced from 20 exons.
UCUAAGACACAUUUUUCAGCUUUCACUGUUUAGCUUCGCGAAAAAUAAGCUUACAAACUAGCCAUGUCUGUGGCCUACACCUCCCACAGACACAUGUCGACGUGUUUAUUCUUAAUUUACAGGUGUUAACUUUAGCUAGCUCUAAAAACCCAUGGACGAAUAUAAACCAAUAGGCAGCUAACAAGCAUAGCUAAUGAAUUAGCAUCACCUAAAUUCCUAACUAAAGCCAUUUUUGGACUUUCCUCUGGAUUUUACACUCCUAGGAAAAAACUCCUGCUUAUAAUUGGCGUCAUAAUGUGUUUAUUUCCGUUUUCCACGGUUGUAACUGUGGCUUUUAACGUUUUUGCCACUUGGAAAAACAAAAGUUGAACCUUAACCCUCCCCCGACUUUCUCAGAGAGAAAAAUACAGUCUGCUCUGCACAAUGUGGAUGUGUAUUGCUGCUGUCCUGUUGUGGACCAGGUCAGGAGGAUGCACAGAGAAGGCCAACACAUCGGACCUAAUUGAAUACACCGCUGCCGACUUCUAUGAGAAAUUGCAUUCUGGGAAGAUGAUGUUUAUCUAUUUUGAGCAUAAAGUCUCUCCAACCAUCUCUCUCUUCCUGGUGGAGCUGGAGAAAUCGGCUGAAGUUCUGCAGGAUUAUGGAGUACUGGUUGGCAAGGUCAACUGCAAUAAAGAGCCGGUUCACACAUACUGCACUGAUGAAAGGCUACUGCACACAGCUUUUCUGUUCAGGGCUGGCAGGGAGUUCUUGGGUUUGGAUUUGGACACUGUGUUUGACGUCAACUCCAUAGUCUCUGAAGUCCUGUUCGCCAUCCUGCGUGAAGAGGUCAAGUACGUCCACACAGACGCCGACCUCUUGGCCAUGGAGAAAGCAGCCAGGGGGCAGAAGGAUAUCGUGCUGGGUUACGUCCGCAGUCUGGGAACACAAGAGCACAGGUCGCUGAUGGAGACGGCUUAUGUGUAUGGAACCAAAUACCAGUUCAUCCUCAUAACAGGAGGACCAGUCCUGAAACAUUUAGGUGUUAAUGAGUCGUCUCACUCGUCUCAGGUGUGGUUCCUCCACUGUGGAGUUCACAGUAGGUUCAUGACCCCGAUGACCUCUGAGCGCUGCCCUCUGACCCGCAUGAGGAAACCCCUGUCCAUCCUCAGCCUCCACUCCUUCCUGCAGCUCAUGGAGGCUCCACUGGUGUCUGAAGUAUACGACGACCCCUCCGUGGUCCCGCCCCCGCAGUUCCCCUACCAGCAGACCCCCCAGGUGUUCCUGUUCUCUCGCCCCGCAACCGAGCACCUGGACCUGGACACAGCCACCACUCUGGCCUGGAGGCUCCGUGGCAUUGCCCUGCUGCUGCUCGUACACAGGCAGAGUGCUGCAGUGAAAACUCCUGAUGAAUAUAAUGUUGCUUACAGGCUGCCUGAGAAGGGUUCUGAAGUCAAGUAUAUGACCUUGCACAACCUUGAUGAGGUGUUGGAGCUCUUCUCAAAUGAAGAGGAAGAGGGAGGGGAGGAGGAGGAGGAGGAGGAGGAUGAAGAGGAGGACGAGGAUUCAGAGUUUGGGCAGCUGGACGAUGAAAUUGCAGCGUCUGUCUAUGAAAACCGAGGCAACCUGCUGGACAUGGACUCAAUCACCCAACUAACCUCUGAAAACUUCCACACUGCAGUAGCACAAAGCAGCCUGACGGUGGUGCUCUUCUACCUCAAAUGGGAUGCUGUUUCCAUGGCUUUUCUCAGCUCCUUCAUUGAAGUUGCAGAGAGGCUUGCAGACUCCGAGGUCGAUGACGUCCACAUGGGCGCGGUCGACUGUGGCGAGUGGACCGACCUCUGUGCCGCUCAGCCAGGCGGCUCUCUCCCAGCCCUGUUCCAGCCAAUCACGGCCUUCCCCGUUGUCUUGGUGCUCCGCCCCCAGGAGUCGGCCCAGCACUACAGGGGCAUGCUGGGUAGUGAGGCACUGCAUCGCUUCAUCAUGCUGAGCCGCCCUGCGUCUCCUGCGCCGCUGUCCACCCAGGAGGAUGUGAUGUCAUUUCUUCAGGAAGUGCCUCACCCUGAGCUCGCAGGCUGUAAGCCUGACAGAGUGCUGGGGCUGUUUAAGACAGGAACACAUGCAGGAGUCCCGGUGUUUACCGAAGCAGCGAAGUCAUUGAGAGGAGAGGUGCUGACUGGUCUGUUGACAGACGAACUGGCAGAGAAAUGGGCUGCAGACCACACCGUCGACCUCCCUGCAGUGUUGGUGUUUCCAUCUUGGAGGACACACACUCGUCCCUCCACGCUGCCCGUGUCGUCGGCUGAAGAGCUGCUCACACACAUCAACACAGCACUGCUGCAUCCUGUGCCUGAACUGACGGUGGGAAACCUGCCGUCCUUCCUCUCUCUGGGUAAAGCCCUCCUCCUCCUCUUUGUGGGAGAGGAGGAGGACGAGAUCGGACGGAGGCAGAACCAGGCGCUGGUGGGGGAGAUGAGACGAGUGGUAGAGUUGGGGGAGGGGAGGAUGGAGCGAUAUCUAGCCUGCUGGAUCCACCUUGGCCGUACUCCGGCUGGCAUGUCCGUCCUGGGGUCAUACCUGGGCUCUAUGCCCCCCCUCCCCACUCUGGUCCUCACCCAUUUGCCCUCUGGAGAUGAAAUCUAUCAGUACCCCCCCAACACCCCCAUCGUGGCCCGCUCUGUCCUGCAGUGGCUGCAGAGGAUCGAGGACGGGACUCACUCACCUGCAGGGAUGUUGGCUGAGGACAGUUGGCCUCCUGCCGUCAAGUUCUACGACUUCCUGAAAGUCAUGGACGCGCAGGAACCUGGCUCCACUCAGCAGCAAACGCCCAAAGAGAAAGAAGAAGAAGAAGAGGAGGAAGAGGAGGAGGUUGUGGGUGAGGAAGAGGAAGAGGCGAAUGUGGGAAAUAAUUUGGUGGUAGAAGAGGCGACAGAUUCGUCCUCCAGCUCUGCUGCUCCUGAUGCGAACCCUAACCCUCACUCUGAACUGUAACAGAUUACGAAUGGAGGGAAAUGACACGAAGCCAUUGAUUAAAUUUGUUUGACUAUUGAUAUGA